Cannabis sativa is the source of this 3519-nucleotide messenger RNA. RefSeq lists its product as uncharacterized. NCBI's taxonomy places the organism in Eukaryota, Viridiplantae, Streptophyta, Magnoliopsida, Rosales, Cannabaceae. Gene Ontology annotation, molecular function: nucleic acid binding; RNA-DNA hybrid ribonuclease activity. Bases 1 to 3519 code for a protein of 1172 amino acids. The record is from RefSeq and is a predicted model, not a curated record. The transcript is spliced from 4 exons.
AUGAAUUGUAUAAGUUGGAAUGCUCGGGGAUUGGGGAACCCCAGUGCAUUCAGAUAUCUUCGCUUGCUUAUUGCUGAGCAUGCGCCCUGUUUACUGUUUAUCAUUGAGUCUAAAUUAAAAGCUGCUUUUCGUGGUACUGUUACUGCUUGUAAUCUCAACUUGCUGCCUUUUGAUGGAGAUCGUAUAACUUGGACAAGUCAAGGACAAGGCAAAGGUAUCAUUAAGGAGAGAUUGGACUAUGGGUUUGUCAAUGAUCACUGGGACUCUACAUUUCAAUCCAAUACUCUUCAACAUCUCGACUAUUAUAAUUCUGACUAUCGGGCUUUAAAAGUAGUGGUGUCCGCUUUGAAUGAACAACCACCUGAAACACGAUUCAAGUCCAGGUUUCGAUUUGAAAGAAUUUGGCUUCAAGAAGAACAAUGUGCUGCAUUAAUUUCCAAUAAUUGGGCCAAUGAUUCCACACUUCAUAAUUCCAGCAGAAGUGAUCCUGAUCAUCUACAAGCAGUACAAAGUUCAGAGCAAAUUCUUGAUGAGUUGCUAGCUAAAGAGGAGGAUUAUUGGCAUCAACGCUCUCGCAUUUCAUGGUUGCAAUCCGGAGAUUCCAACACAAAAUUCUUCCACCAACAUGCCAGUACCAGGAAGAAAAAUAACCAAAUCCGCAAGCUCACUGAUGCAAAUGGUAAUGUCCAAACAAGUUCUCAAGCUCUUUUGGCUAUUACCUCCGAUUAUUACCAAGAUCUUUUUACAAGCAAUGGAGUAGAUCAAGAAUCAUUGGAUAUUAUUCUCGAUAAAAUUCCAUCUGUUAUUGAUAAUGCUUCAAGGAUUUCACUAUCUAGCCCGUUCACUGCUACAGAUGUUCAUAGUGCUCUCAAAACUAUGAGUGAUGACAAGAGUCCUGGUCUUGAUGGUUUAUCAGUGAUGUUCUAUACAAAUUAUUGGCACAUCGUUGGUCAACAAGUCACUGCUGCUGUAUUAGAUGUGCUAAAUAAUGGUGCUGAUCCAAGUACUUUCAAUACAACACUAAUUACACUUAUUCCUAAGGUAAAAAAGCCAACUCACAUUACACAAUAUCGGCCAAUCAGUUUAUGUAAUGUCCUAUACAAGCUUGUCUCCAAAGCCAUUGUAAUGCGGCUCAAGCCUUUCCUUCCACAAGUGAUAUCUGAAUAUCAGAGUGCUUUCAUUUCACAAAGGCUCAUCACAGACAAUAUACUUGUGGCCUUUGAGUUAUUGCACUCUCUUAAGGGAAGAAAACGAGGAUCUAAAGGGUUUGCUGCGAUCAAACUUGAUAUGAGUAAGGCAUUUGAUCGAGUGGAGUGGAAUUUUGUUGCUCAAGUCAUGCUUAAGAUGGGGUUUGGAACAACACUUGUCGAUCUCAUUCUUCGAUGCUUGACUACGGUUUCAUAUUCUUUUUUGCUGAAUGGUUCGAUCAAAGGAUUAGUUACUCCAUCUCGAGGAAUCCGACAAGGUGAUCCACUAUCACCCUAUUUGUUCCUCAUUUGUGCUGAAGGUCUCUCUCGUCUCCUGCAACAUGAAGAAUCCACUGGUGCUUUACAAGGUCUAAAGAUUUCAAGGAAUGCCCCUUCGGUUUCACACUUGUUUUUUGCUGAUGACAGUGUUCUCUUCUGUCGUGCCAAUCGACAAUCAGCUCGAUCUAUACAUAGGUGUCUUCAAACUUACAGUCAGGCUUCGGGACAAGUAAUCAACCCUGAUAAAUGUGUUCUCUCUUUCUCGGAUAACACUAGGCAGCAUGAACAAGAUUUUUUCACAGCUUUGCUUGGUAUGCCUAUUCAGCCAUGUCAUGAGCAAUACUUGGGAUUACCUUCUUUUGCUGGUAGAGAUAAAAAGAAACUCUUUGGGGGAAUAACAGAUAAAAUUUGGAAGCUCUUAAGUUCAUGGAAAGAGCAUUUGUUUUCUGCUGGUGGUAAGGAAAUAUUGCUUAAAGCAGUGGUACAAGCAAUACCCACUUAUGCCAUGAGUUGCUUUAGAUUACCUAUCACUUUGUGCCACCAAAUUGAAACACUCUUGGCAAAGCAAGCAUGGCGUAUCAUUGAGUUUCCUAACUCACUUUUAAGCAAGCUUCUUAGACACAGAUACUUCUCCAAUGGUAGAUUUCUCUCAUCUGGUCUAGGAUCCAAUCCAUCUCUAACAUGGAGAAGCCUGUUUUGGGGUAAAGAACUGCUUUUGAAGGGUCUUCGAUGGAGAGUUGGUUCGGGUCUCUCCAUAAAUUGUGCAACAGAUGCAUGGCUGCCUGGUACUACAACCUUUAAACCUUAUUUCUUCAAAGGAGCUGACCCAAAUUUAAUGGUUGCUGAUCUAAUUUCUGAGCAGAGGCAGUGGGAUUUGAUAUCAUUGCAAGCCAAUUUUAGCCAACCUGAUGUGGAUCGUAUACUCUCCAUCCCUCUCAGCUUAUUUCCCCAUGAUGAUGUCUUGAUUUGGAGCCACUCUUUCACAGGUAUUUACAAUGUUAAAUCUGGAUAUCAACUAGCAGUUUCACUUGCUGAACAAGAUGAUACUGCCAGUAGUCAUUCAAUGGAACAUUGGUGGUCCACUUUUUGGAAAAUGAAACUUCCUCCUAAAGUGAGAAUCUUUGUGUGGAAAGUUUUUCACUCAACACUUCCUGUAGCUGCUGAACUCUAUCGAAGGCAUAUAGCAACUUCUCCCUACUGCACUAUUUGUAAUUCUGCUGAAGAAUCAAUCACUCAUGCGUUGUUCUCAUGUCCACGGGCCAAAGCAGUAUGGGAUUUGUCUUCUCUGCAUAUUGAUUUUCACACUUUAAGACAAAGUGCAAGUGCUGAUAUACUAUUGCACCUAUCGACAGUUCUAACCACAUCUGAAUUUGAGUUGUUCUUGGUUCUCUGCUGGUGUAAUUGGCAUGAAAGAAAUGCCAUCUAUCAUGGUAAUACUGUUAGAUCAUCACAGGCAGUUGCAUCAUAUGCCCCCUCCUACUUGGCAGAAUUUCAGAGUGCCAGAGCUAAACGUUCACAGCCAACAACAUCUUCAGUUGCUGCUACCGAUCCUAGGCCUUCAUCAGAGUUCACACAUGCCCCAAAAUGGACAGCACCACCCCGAGGAAGGCUCAAAUUAAACACAGAUGCCGCUAUUGACAAAGCUUGCAACAAAGUUGGUAUUGGAGCAACACUAAGAAAUUCUGAUGGAUUUGUUGUAGCUGCAAUUUCGAAGCCUCUCUUAGGCAAUUACAAAGCAGAAGAGAUGGAAGCACUUGGCCUUGCCCUUAGUUUGAAUUGGUUGAUUGCAAACAAUCUCUCAGUCGACUUCAUUGAAACUGAUUCACUCUUAGUUGUUCAAGGAUUAUUAUCAUCUCAGUCUUUUUUAUCUGCUUUUCAUGCUAUUCUAAAUAAUAUUAACUUUCUUGUAUCCUUUUUCCCACGAGCACAGAUCAAUCAUGUUUAUCGAUCUGCUAACACUUAUGCCCACACUUUGGCUAAGUAUGCUCUUACGGUGGAUACUGAAUGUAUUUGGGUGGAGACUUUUCCUUCUCCACUAAUGACUCUUAUGUAA